Carlito syrichta (Philippine tarsier) is the source of this 3625-nucleotide messenger RNA. RefSeq names its product platelet derived growth factor receptor beta (gene PDGFRB). Gene Ontology annotation, biological process: angiogenesis; positive regulation of smooth muscle cell migration; positive regulation of kinase activity. The record is from RefSeq and is a predicted model, not a curated record. The transcript is spliced from 23 exons. Gene Ontology annotation, cellular component: signaling receptor complex. Gene Ontology annotation, molecular function: platelet-derived growth factor binding; platelet-derived growth factor beta-receptor activity; ATP binding. Lineage: Eukaryota; Metazoa; Chordata; Mammalia; Primates; Tarsiidae. Bases 286 to 3603 code for a protein of 1105 amino acids.
GACAGCGGGACCGCGGCCCCUCCGAGGCUCGGCUCCUCCCGAGGAUGCUUUGGGAGUGAGAAGCUGGGCAGCUCCUCACCCUGUGGCUCCCCUCCCUCCCUCUGUCCCGAGCCUCCGGGAGCCUGAACGUCCCUCCUGCUCUUCCACCCAGCUGCUGCCGUGUGGGGUCCAGCAAAGUUUUCUGAUAUCGAGGAGAAGGCAGUAAGGAGGGCUUCCUGGAAGGGGUGCCCAUCCAGGGCCUGGGACCGUGCCCACCGCAGAAACCAUCAGCAGCAAGGACUCACCAUGAGGCUUCUGGGUGCGAUGCCAGCUCUGGUCCUCAAAGGCCAGCUGCUGCUGCCCCUGCUGUCGCUGCUGGGACCACAGGUCUCUGGAGACCUGAUCAUCGCACCCCCGGGGCCAGAGCUUGUCCUCAACAUCUCCAGCACCUUCAUCCUGACCUGCUUGGGUUCAGCCCCGGUAGCGUGGGAGCGGCUGUCCCGGGAGCCCCCGCAGGACAUGGCCAAGGCCCAGGAUGGCACCUUCUCCAGCAUGCUGACACUGACCAAUGUCACCGGGCUAGACACGGGAGAAUACUUCUGUGCCCACAGUGGUGCCCGUGGGCUGGAGCCCCGUGAGCGGAAGCGGCUCUAUAUCUUUGUGCCAGAUCCCACCAUGGGCUUCCUCCCGAAUGAGGCCGAGGAACUGUUCAUCUUUAUCACGGACAUAAAUGAGGUCACCAUACCGUGCCGAGUGACAGACCCGCAGCUGGUGGUGACGCUGCAUGAGAAGAAAGGUGAUAUCGCGAUGCCUUUCCCCUACGAUCACCAGCGUGGCUUUUCUGGCACCUUUGAGGACAGAAGCUACAUCUGCAAAACCACCAUUGGGGACAGGGAGGUGCAUUCCGAUGCCUACUAUGUCUACAGACUCCAGGUGUCAUCCAUCAACGUCUCCGUGAGUGCAGUGCAGACUGUGGUCCGCCAGGGCGAGAACAUCACCCUCAUGUGCAUCGUGAUGGGAAACGAGGUGGUCAACUUCCAGUGGAAAUACCCCCGCGGGGAGAGUGGGCGGCUGGUGGAGCCAGUGACUGACUUCCUCCUGGACUCGCCCUACCAAAUCCGCUCCAUCCUGCACAUCCCCUAUGCCGAGCUGGGUGACUCCGGGACCUACAUCUGCAACGUGACGGAGAAUGUGAAUGGCCACCAAGACGAAAAGGCCGUCAAUGUCACCGUGCUUGAGAGCGGGUACGUGCAGCUGCUAGGAGAGCUGGACUCGCUGCAAUUUGCUGAGCUGCACCGGAGCCGGACGCUGCAGGUGGUGUUCGAGGCCUACCCGCCACCCACCGUCCUGUGGUUCAAGGACAACCACACCCUGGGCGACUCCAGCUCCGGCGAGUUUGCCCUGUCUACUCGCAACGUGUCUGAGACCCGGUAUGUGUCAGAGCUGACACUGGUGCGGGUGAAGGUGGCAGAGGCUGGCUACUACACCAUGUGGGCCUUCCAUGAGGAUGCGGAAGCCCAGCUCUCGUUCCAGCUGCAAGUCAAUGUCCCUGUCCGAGUGCUGGAACUGAGCGAGAGCCACCCUGACAGCGGGGAGCAGACAGUCCGCUGUCGCGGCCGGGGCAUGCCCCAGCCCCACGUCCUCUGGUCGGCUUGCAGGGACCUCCGAAGGUGUCCACUUGAGCUGCCGCCCACGCCGCUGGGGAACAAUUCCCAGGAGGAACUGGAGACCAACAUGACCUACUGGGAGGAGGAGCAGGAGUUCGAGGUGGUGAGCACCCUGCACCUGCGGCACGUGGACCGGCCCAUGUCCGUGCGCUGCACCGUGCACAACGCCGCGGGCCAGGACACUCAGGAGGUCAUCGUGGUGCCACACUCCCUGCCCUUCAAGGUGGUGGUGAUCUCAGCCGUCCUAGCUCUGGUGGUCCUCACCAUCGUCUCCCUCAUCAUCCUCAUCAUGCUUUGGCAGAAGAAGCCACGCUAUGAGAUCCGGUGGAAGGUGAUUGAGUCCGUGAGCUCGGAUGGCCAUGAGUACAUCUACGUGGACCCCAUGCAGCUGCCUUAUGACUCCACAUGGGAGCUGCCGCGGGACCAGCUGGUGCUGGGGCGCACCCUUGGCUCUGGGGCCUUUGGGCAGGUGGUGGAGGCCACAGCGCAUGGCUUGAGCCAUUCCCAGGCCACCAUGAAGGUGGCCGUCAAGAUGCUGAAAUCCACAGCCCGGAGCAGCGAGAAGCAGGCCCUCAUGUCCGAGCUGAAGAUCAUGAGUCACCUCGGGCCCCAUCUGAACGUGGUCAACCUGCUGGGGGCCUGCACCAAAGGAGGGCCCGUCUAUAUCAUCACCGAAUAUUGCCGCUACGGGGACCUGGUGGACUACCUGCAUCGCAACAAGCACACCUUCCUGCAGCGCCACCCCGAUGCGCGUCGGCCGCCGCACGCAGAGCUCUAUAGCAACGCGCUGCCCACUGGACUCCCCCUGCCCAGCCCCGUGUCCCCGACUGGGGAGAGCGACGGAGGCUACAUGGACAUGAGCCGGGAUGAAUCCAUGGACUACGUGCCCAUGCUGGACAUGAAAGGAGACGUCAAGUACGCGGACAUCGAGUCCUCCAACUACAUGGCCCCCUACGACAACUACGUCCCCUCUGCCCCCGAGAGGACCUACCGGGCCACUCUGAUCAACGAGUCCCCCGUGCUCAGCUACAUGGACCUCGUGGGCUUCAGCUACCAGGUGGCCAACGGCAUGGAGUUCUUGGCCUCCAAGAAUUGCGUCCACCGAGACCUGGCGGCCAGGAACGUGCUCAUCUGUGAGGGCAAGCUGGCCAAGAUCUGUGACUUCGGCCUGGCUCGAGAUAUCAUGCGAGACUCGAACUACAUCUCCAAGGGCAGCACAUUCCUGCCCCUGAAGUGGAUGGCUCCGGAGAGCAUCUUCAACAGCCUCUAUACCACGCUGAGCGAUGUGUGGUCCUUUGGGAUCUUGCUCUGGGAGAUCUUCACGCUGGGUGGCACCCCCUAUCCGGAGCUGCCCAUGAACGAGCAGUUCUACAACGCCAUCAAGCGGGGCUACCGCAUGGCCCAGCCUGCCCAUGCCUCCGAUGAGAUCUACGAGAUCAUGCAGAAGUGCUGGGAAGAGAAGUUUGAGAUCCGGCCACCCUUCUCCCAGCUGGUGCUACUUCUCGAGAGGUUACUGGGCGAGGGGUACAAAAAGAAGUACCAGCAGGUGGAUGAGGAGUUCCUGAGGAGUGACCACCCUGCCAUCCUGCGGUCUCAGGCCCGCCUGCCCGGGAUCCACGGCCUCCGCUCGCCCCUGGACGUCAGCUCUGUCCUCUACACGGCUGUGCAGCCCCAUGAGGGCGACAAUGACUACAUCAUUCCCCUGCCUGACCCCAAGCCCGAGGGUGCUGACGAGGGCCCGCUGGAGGGCUCCCCCAGCCUUGCCAGCUCCACCCUGAACGAAGCCAACACCUCCUCCACCAUCUCCUGCGACAGUCCCCUGGAGCCCCAAGAGGAGCCGGAGCCGGAGCCGGAGCCCAAACCCCAGCCCCAGGCGGCGCUGGAGCCAGAACAGGAGCAGCCGGAGGAUGGAGAUUGCCCUGGGGCUCGGGCCGCCGCAGAGGACAGCUUCCUGUAGGGACUGGCCCCCACCCUGCCCU